UGAGUCGGAGCUGGGGACGCGCCCAUCUCCGCGGCUCCUGCAAGAGCCGCCGGCUCAGCCCCUCCCUGGAGCCGCUUUGUCCCGGGUGACGGCGGCGGAGGUUGCGGGGAGGAGCGGGCAGCAGGCAGAGACCCACCGACCCACGGCCGCGCAGAGCGGGAGGCGGGGCGCGCCGCGCACGGCCCCACGCCCAGGCCCGCUGGCAGCGCGCCGCCCCCACGCGCUCGCACCGGCCGGCAGGUGAGCAGGCAGCGCCGCGCGCGAGCAACCAGCCCGGCCCCCGCAGACGCCCCAGCCGCCGCCUCCGCCUCCGCCUCCGCCGGCGCAUCGCGGACGCCCAGCAGUUGAUCCAGUGCUAUUUUAGUGGCUGUCAGCUUAUGGAAAUGAGCAACUGAAGGCGAUAUGACUGCAUGGCACACUGGUCCAGUAUGUUUAGUUUUGCUGUGGAUAAAGAAAUGUGAGACAGGCCCUACUGCGCAGCAGGAAUGAGGGGAGAAUCAUACUUCAUCGGAAUGAGGAGCCCAGGGCAGCAGGGACACAUCCCUGAAGAUGGAGGACUUUUCUUACUCUGCUGCAUAGACAGGGACUGGGCUGUCACUCGCUGUUUUGCAGAAGAAGCCUUUCAAGCAAUCACUGACUUCAAUGACCUCCCCAACUCAUUGUUUGCGUGCAAUGUUCACCAGUCAGUGUUUGAAGGAGAAGAAAGCAAGGAAAAAUUUGAGGGACUGUUCCGGACUUAUGACGACUGUGUGACGUUCCAGCUAUUUAAGAGUUUCAGACGUGUCCGCAUAAACUUCAGCAAUCCUAAAUCUGCAGCCCGAGCUAGGAUAGAGCUUCAUGAAACCCAAUUCAGAGGGAAAAAAUUAAAACUCUACUUCGCACAGGUUCAGACUCCAGAGACAGAUGGAGACAAACUGCACUUGGCUCCACCCCAGCCUGCCAAACAAUUUCUCAUAUCGCCCCCUUCCUCCCCACCUGUCGGCUGGCAGCCCAUCAACGAUGCCACACCAGUCCUCAACUAUGACCUCCUCUAUGCCGUGGCCAAACUAGGACCAGGAGAGAAGUAUGAGCUCCAUGCAGGGACUGAGUCCACCCCAAGUGUCGUCGUGCACGUGUGCGACAGUGACAUAGAGGAAGAAGAGGACCCAAAGACUUCCCCAAAGCCAAAAAUCAUCCAGACUCGGCGUCCUGGCCUGCCACCCUCCGUGUCCAACUGAGCUGCCUGCCCUGCCUCUAUGAUAAUAGCCGUCUCCUCUUUAUCAUGCUUUUUCCCUCGUUGUUUGUCAAAAAAAAAAAAAAUUGCCUUUAAAUUCCUGGGUGUUUGGUUGUUUGAGAUUCCUUCCUUGUUAUCAAGCCUCUCAGACAAAAGGGCUAGGAAAAGGUGAUAUGUCUCCUGAUCAUAUCAUACCCAUUAAGUAUAACCCAUUAUUUAGAAGGUUCUAGGGAAAAAAGUAGUAUUUUUCUUAUUAACUAAUCAGCACAGCCUAUAUCUUUGUUCUCUCAUGUUGAUCCAAACCAGAGACAUCAGUAACAAAUAGCACCUGUGUUGUUUGUGAGCUGUUUCAGUCCCAGUCCUGACAUGUGUGCAUUGUUGUUUCCUGGCCACUUAAAUAGGACCAUAUGUAAACUUGACUUUGACUGCAUGAGAUAUCCCUAUCUGGUCUCACUCAGUCCUCUGCAUCCCGACAUUCCCAGGACAUGCAUGAUCACCAGCAUUUAUUUUCAUGAUUUGAAGAUAUCCUAUAACUCACAGAUUGUCAGCAGCCAGCCAUGUCCUAUCUAGAUUAGGAAAUUUAUCAGCAUAUUCCAGCUCAACAAGUCUGGGUAUAUUCACUAUUGUGAGUCAAUACACCGUAGCUCUGUUGAAAUUCCCGGAGGCAAAAUUGAGCUUGGCUCCAAAGAUAUUCCUCAAUAGAUUUUGAACACUGCUCCCCUGUAGAACUUUCCCAGCCUCGUUGGGGAGGCUUGUCCAGGGUGAUAGAGACCGAUUUCAGAUGAACCUAUUUAUUACAAAAGUUUCAUGGUGUCUGAAUGAUUGUUUUCUCUCUUUGUAUAUUUGUACAAAUGUUUCAGCUGUGCUUUUAAAAUCUGGAUUUUUUUUUUAUUUAGUGAUUGUUCAACCUUUAGCUGCUUCAGAACAUAAUGUGCAUUGCUUAUGAAUGCCUUCAUAUACUAAUACAGAUACUCUGAUAAUAUUACACUCUAGUAUGGAUAACGCUGAAUUUUGAAAGGACACAAAAUAUCUAAUGCCAAUAUAUACAUCAUUAGCCAACAUCUUUGCUAUCAAGACCACUUGUUUUUAAAUAAAGAUGCAAGUGUCAAUUGUAGGUGAUUGGUAUGAAGCUAAAACUCCAGAAUGCAGCAGCAGCAGCUGAGCAUGUUAAAAUGGGGAAGUAUAAUAGAAACAUGUAUGCCGGUCCUACUCACGCAAUGCCCGUGUGCUCAGACAAGUUACUUGUUUUUGUUACGUGUAAUUUUUCUAUUUCUCUAGCCCAAAGUGCAUUACAGAAGAUACACCUAUAGAACCAUUACCUUCUGCUAUAUGUGCCAGGCAUCAUCUACUCCUGUACAUUAAUGACUUACUUUAGAUGCAAAGGCAGAUUACAGUGGAGUGGGGAAUUACUUUCAUUACCCAAGCCUCAGAAAAACACAGAAGAACAAUAACACAGCCAAUAGAUUGAGGGAUUGUUGUGGUUUUUGACUAAGGUGUAUGUUAGUUUCAUCAGAAACUUAAAACAUAGACUGAUCACUCAGAAAUUAAAGUCCGUUUUACUGUGAAUAUAGCAAUAUAGUACUGAACACAGUACAGGUGAAACUGAGGAGAGCAUUGCUUGUAAAAUCCUGAGUUUCCACAAGGAAAAUGAAAACUCCUUUUAAAAAUAAAAUCUGAGGAGUGUACAAUAAGCAUAUGCUUUGACUUUCCUUUGCUGUGGAGGUUUUUGAUGAUGAAAGACUACAGACUUAAUAGUGGAGAAAUGGUGUCCUCUAGUGGGAGAAAUAGUAGGCUCAGCUAUUCAGAUGCAGAGCACUGUAGCAGCCAGCCUUUCCAAGCUGACUCUUCUCAGCCAUCUGUGGGGUCAUUUGACAUUUUAAGCUACCCUGAAUUUCCAGAAUGCAGGUUCUAAAAAAAAUCUAGGUGAGAGAAAAUGUUUGUAAAUGAUUUUUAAAAAGACAUGUCUGACAUUUUUAACAACUUAGUAAAAGUUGAAAUGACCAUUUUGUGUAGUCAUAAAAGAAAUGCAAUGAAGUGUAUGACCUCUGUAGUUAGUAAAACAUUGCCCUGCGUCAAUGUUAACUUGUUUCAGAUCAAGAAACUCUUUCACUAUGUUGGGUUUGGGGAGGGGCGAAAAGAGGGGCUUUCCUUAGGAGAACGAUAAGAAAUGGAAAGGCUCCUCGAAGUGUUGCAAUGGAACUUCCUAGCACUGUGAAAGUCAGAAUUGCCUCAGCAUUUCCACGACGCACAUUAUGCAAACCUCUUUAGCACUAUUUUAAGUUUGAAAAGUUUAACAAUGAAGGGGAACGGGAAAAUUUCCACCAACUGAAUCAUUUGUGCACGUGUAUAGCUCAACGAGCUUAGACUUCAAAUAUAUCUGGUGAAUGACUCUUU
Molecule: messenger RNA, 3607 nt
Organism: Saimiri boliviensis boliviensis (Bolivian squirrel monkey)
Lineage: Eukaryota; Metazoa; Chordata; Mammalia; Primates; Cebidae
Gene: RCAN2
Product: regulator of calcineurin 2
Biological process (GO): calcium-mediated signaling
Cellular component (GO): cytoplasm; nucleus
Molecular function (GO): calcium-dependent protein serine/threonine phosphatase regulator activity; nucleic acid binding
Source: RefSeq, a predicted model, not a curated record